GCGUCACCAUUUCUUCUUUAUAUUUACUUUCCUUAAUUCCUUCCCUUUUUCUCUCUCUCGAAAAUCCUAAAGAACCGAAAUAAAUUUUCACUCCAAAAUUUCUCUCAAGAAUCUUAAUCACUACUCUUAAUUUCGAUUGUUUAUUGUUCGCAUCGGAAUUCAUAGUCGAAGUCGAACGAGCUAUUUGACCAUUGGAGACGGUGUUUUUUUUCUCCUUGUUGAUUUUGGAAUUUGGAGAUGGAUUUCUGAGUGAUUCUUGCGAAAUGGAGAACUGGCGGUUUGCUGGAUUUGGUGAUUGUGAUUCCAUCCGAUGAGACGCCGCCCGGUAGUGCUUGCCCCGUUGGAGCAUAUGGAGAGAGGAGCCGGGAAGAAUCAGAACUCUCGGCUUUGUUUUUUAGCGUUGUUGUCGGCGUUUUUCUGGAUCCUAUUAUUGUACUUUCAUUUUGUGGUGCUUGGAGGUCAUUCUGUUGAUGAAUCAAUCAGAUUAAGCCCUGAAGAUGGACCUGUUAACUUGCCUGUAGUCCGGAAGUUUGCCCCUUCUCGUGUUGUAGAUGCGCCGAAAAUUGAUGUGAAAUCAAUUCGCGAGCCUCCGAAGCCUGUCGAUCGGGAGCCUAAGUCCACUGCCAAGCCUGAGAUUCAGACAUUUCCGUUUGUUAAAGCAUUGAAAACUGUUGAAAAUAAGAGUGAUCCAUGUGGCGGGAGGUAUAUAUUUGUUCAUGAUCUUCCUUCUAGGUUUAAUGAGGAUAUGUUGAAGGAGUGUAAGAGUUUAAGCCUUUGGACAAAUAUGUGCAAGUUCACAACUAAUGCUGGGCUUGGUCCACCACUUGAAAAUGUGGAAGGAGUGUUUUCAGAUACAGGCUGGUAUGCGACAAAUCAGUUUGCGGUUGAUGUGAUUUUCAGUAAUCGAAUGAAGCAAUAUGAUUGUUUGACUAAGGAUUCUUCCAUUGCUGCUGCUUUUUUCGUGCCAUUUUAUGCUGGGUUUGAUAUUGCGAGAUACCUUUGGGGAUAUAAUAUAUCUACUAGAGAUAGAGCUUCACUUGAUUUGGUGAACUGGCUUGAGAAAAGGCCCGAAUGGGGCAUUAUGGGCGGUCGAGAUCACUUCCUUGUUGCUGGUAGGAUCACAUGGGAUUUCAGGAGGCUUUCUGAGGAAGAAAAAGAUUGGGGAAACAAGCUUCUGUUUUUACCUGCUGCUAAAAACAUGUCCAUGCUUGUAGUUGAAUCAAGCCCAUGGAAUGCCAAUGAUUUUGGUAUUCCAUAUCCAACAUAUUUCCAUCCUGCAAAGGAUUCUGAUGUCUUUAUUUGGCAGGAUCGGAUGAGAAAACUCGAACGGAAAUGGGUGUUCUCUUUUGCAGGUGCUCCACGCCCUGACAAUCCCAAGUCAAUAAGAGGGCAGAUUAUUGAUCAAUGUAAGAGUUCUAAGGUCUGCAAGCUGCUGGAAUGCGAUUUUGGGGAGAGCAAGUGCCAUUCUCCAAGUAGUAUAAUGCAAAUGUUUCAGAGCUCUCUUUUCUGCCUGCAACCUCAGGGCGACUCAUACACCAGAAGAUCUGCUUUUGAUGCAAUGUUAGCCGGUUGCAUUCCUGUCUUCUUCCAUCCGGGAUCAGCAUACACCCAAUAUACUUGGCAUCUCCCAAAGAAUUUUACAAGAUAUUCAGUAUUCAUCCCAGAGGAUGAUAUUCGUAAGAGGAACAUUAGCAUAGAAGAAAGGCUUGCUCAAAUUUCACCUGAGCAGCUGAAGCUAAUGCAGGAGGAAGUCAUCUCUAUGAUUCCAAGAUUGGUAUAUGCUGAUCCACGCUCCAAGUUGGAAACCUUGAAGGACGCUUUUGAUGUCUCUGUGCAAGCGAUUAUCAACAAGGUGACAAAGUUGAGGAAAGACAUUAUUGAAGGGCACACGGAUGACAAUUUUAUCGAGGAGAAUAGUUGGAAAUAUGCGUUACUGGAAGAUGGGCAGCGGGAAGUUGGACCUCAUGAAUGGGAUCCUUUUUUCUCCAAACCAAAGGAUGGAGAUUCUGGUGAUACGUCGGCCAAAGCUGCAAAAAAUUCUUGGAAAAAUGAGCAGAGAGACAAAUCAUAAACUGAUAGGCUGAAAUUCAUUGAUACAUCAGUAAAGAUACCAUUGGUGGUUAAUUAGCUCAAAUAGAAGCCUAAAGAAAAGCUUCCAGCAUCAAACCAAGGACUUUUUUUUAUAGAUUCAUCCAGCUAAACAGGGCCGCCCUCCAAAAACAAAGCAGUGAGUAUUUGCUGUCCUAUUAAUUAUAGUUUUGUUAUACAGAAAUCAUAGUUCUUUAUUACAUGCCUUUCUGAGUAAUUCUUUGUAUUGAGAGUUGUCAUUUUAUUGGCCAAAUUUUUCUUCUGCAAACAAUGCACAAAUCAAAUGAUUUAGAUUUUAUUAGUCAUGAAUGCUUCACUUUUUUUUGAAGUGAGCAUUAAUUCUCAUCUUAGUAGAAUGAUACCAGAAUUGAGUUUAUAUUUAUUUGAAAAAUUUUCCCCCUUAA
Messenger RNA from Cucumis sativus (cucumber), 2492 nucleotides. RefSeq names its product xyloglucan galactosyltransferase MUR3. Gene Ontology annotation, molecular function: glycosyltransferase activity. The transcript has 2 exons. The record is from RefSeq and is a predicted model, not a curated record. Lineage: Eukaryota; Viridiplantae; Streptophyta; Magnoliopsida; Cucurbitales; Cucurbitaceae. Bases 311 to 2071 code for a protein of 586 amino acids.